Molecule: messenger RNA, 1649 nt
Organism: Salpingoeca rosetta
Lineage: Eukaryota; Choanoflagellata; Craspedida; Salpingoecidae
Exons: 4
Coding region: 11-1474 (487 amino acids)
Source: RefSeq, a predicted model, not a curated record
CGCCUGCCUGAUGCCCGCUGAGCGCGUAUCGCGUGUUGUUGUUUCGACACAUCACACCGUGAUGGUCCCGCCUGCCGUGGUGCUGGGUGCUGUGGUCCUCGCCUUGGCCGUUGCCUCAUCCCAGCCGCCGCUCUCCAUAAAGCCCAUCCUCGUCAUUGGAGGAACCGGCAUUCAAGGCAAGCUCAUGGCGGCGCUGGAGGAGCUACACGGCCUUGGCUUCCGUGAGCUGCGCACAGUGUCCAGGAACGCAUCGAGUGCGCGAGCGCGAGAGCUGUCAAGCACCUUGGGCGUGCACGUGAUUGAAGGGAGCUUGGAGAGUGCCACCACGCUGAGCGCCGCGCUGCAAGGGUGCGCUGCCGCCUUUCUCGUCACAUUCACGGACUUCCACGACGAUGAAGGGGAGCGACGAACGGGCAGGGCCUUGCUGGACGCCGCACACGCAGCUCACGUGCCCCACAUUGUGUGGAGCAGCGGUGACAGGACGGGCGUGCGCUGGCUGGACAGUAAGGCGGACCUGGAGCAGUACGCCAACAGCCUCGCGUUUGAGUCUGUGCUCUCCAUACGGAGCGGGUUCUUCUUCGAGAACCUCGUGACCAAGGGCGGACAGCAGCGCUUCAGCGUGGAUAUUGUGGGUGCUGGUCUCGGAGGAGGAGGAGGAGGUGCUGGUGGUGGAGGUGAUGGCGGGAUCAACCAUGAUCACGACGGGGUAGCGGGCAAUGACAGCGGCAGCAAGAAGAGCAGUGGCAACAGCGGUGGCAGCAGUUGCCAGAAUCAACGACAGCAGCAACAGCAGCAGCAGGAGGUGGCUGUGGUGGAGAUUGGGCUGUAUUCGCCCUUUCCGAAAGACCAGCGCAUCCCCAUGCACGCUGCGAGCGACGUCGGCCUCUUCGCUGCCCGCUCCAUCACGGACACGCUUCGCCACACGCAGUCGUCGCCACUCACGUUGCGCCUGGCACAGCUGUGGCAGUGGCUGAAGGGGCCCACAUGGAGGCCCCGCUUCGCUGAGAACAGUGGCGGCGGCGAUGACAGCGGUGGUGGCAGUGGUGGCAGGGACAGCGGCAUCGACCAACGGGAGAGCUUUGUGUCCUCACUCCCCUCCUCACGCGCAAGGCAGCGACACUUUGUUCGUGUCGUUGGUGAUGUGAUCACGGGUGCUGAGUACUGUGCGAGUGUCGAAAGCAUCGUGCAGCGCCGCUUCAGCCACAGCGACGUCGCCAUCGCAUGCCAAUAUCACGUCGUGUCACCGGACACCAUUGAGCGGCAGCUUCCAGGCCCAGCUGGCGCCAAGAUUGCUGAUUUGUACCGCCGCGUCCUUGACGGUCAACUCGAUCAUCUCCACACGCAACACGCCAUCCUCUCCGCAAGGGAGUCUGCACCUGCUGCGCGCACACUUGCACAGUGGCUUGAGGACGAGGGCGCACGCGUGUUUGCAGCCGCCGUCAACACAACACUGGAGCUAGCGAAGGGAUCAUAAGCGACAUGCAUACACCACAGACAGACAGACAGACACACGCACGCACGCAGACACACACACACACCCUUCCCUGUUGUUUGGGGUGUCAAUGUCGAUCAGCAGCAGCGUUCAGUUUGUUCGUCUAUCAUGGAGGAGACAACACGCAAGCAAAGACAAUCAAGCCGUCCAAGCACAA